This is a messenger RNA of Teleopsis dalmanni, 1132 nucleotides long. RefSeq lists its product as uncharacterized. The record is from RefSeq and is a predicted model, not a curated record. The coding region runs from base 70 to 981 and encodes 303 amino acids. The transcript has 4 exons. Lineage: Eukaryota; Metazoa; Arthropoda; Insecta; Diptera; Diopsidae.
AAAAUAUAUUCGAAAUAGUUACCAAAAAUCUGUCUGUGAAAAUUCUUUAAUUAAACUAACAAACUAAAUAUGGUCAUAUUUGGAAACACCCUACUAAAAGCCCUUCGUCAGUUGAAAGUGCCCUCAACCGCCGAACAAGUAGCUGAACAAAUAGCAAAGAAGUCGAAGAAAAAGUACCAGUUGCUUCUUCAGGAAGUAACGGAGGGUUUAGCAACUGGAGCACGCCUCCGUUACUUCAAUUACAAAGAUGGAUUUUAUCACACUUCUGGAACAAAGAAAAAUCGUCGUAAAGAUGUUCUGACGAAGUCUGAAAUCAGCUAUUGUCAAUGCCCGUCGCACGAGUCUGUCACUAACGGACUUCCGAUUAAUCAUGCACACCAUGUUUCAGGUUCUAAGAUUUCCAUAGAAACAAAAUCGGUUGUAGAUAAUAAAAAAAAGAAUUGUUCAGUAGACAAAGAUAACGAGGAUGCGACUAUAGGCAAACGAAAGAGACGUAAACCAUCGGAUGAUUCAGGAAUUGCACCAAAAAGGAAGAAAUUGAUGUCAGAAGAAAAAAAGCAGAUCAGUUGUGUUGGCCUUGAAGCUGAUCGUUCCAAAUGUGGAUCAAUUUUACAUGAGAAGCAUUCUAUAACGAAAAUCCUGGUCGAGGAUAUAAGGCUCCAAGUUCACGCAAUUGCAAGAGAGUUGGGGAUGAUUAGAAAAAGUGAGUUGAAGAGUAAAUCUAAUGACGAAGGAAAGUGCGAAUUGAAUGAAGAGCUUCUUGAGAACAACAUAAUGGAAGUACUUGAAACUUUUGUACUGUCUCAGAAUGAACCGGGUUCCAGAGCAAACACUGUUCUGAGAGAGACCACUAAAAGUAUUAUGCACGCCAUUAUAGAACAGUACAUAAAGGAUUCUGUUUGUGAUUAUGAGGCAGAUGCUGCAGUUGACUCGCCUUCUACAUCUGAUAGCUCCAAUAUGUUUCGACUUUAUGUACAAUAGUUUGUAUUAAUAAGAUAAGCGAUUUUUAUAUUUAUUUUACGAACUUUUGGUGGAACUUGUAGAAAUAAAAUUGUAAUAUUGUUGGUAUAAAAAUGUAUAUGUGCGAGUUGUGCGAUUCGAAUAAUGUGGCCAAUAAAUUUAUGGACGUCUA